Ooceraea biroi (clonal raider ant) is the source of this 3677-nucleotide messenger RNA. RefSeq lists its product as uncharacterized. The record is from RefSeq and is a predicted model, not a curated record. Lineage: Eukaryota; Metazoa; Arthropoda; Insecta; Hymenoptera; Formicidae. Gene Ontology annotation, biological process: sensory perception of smell; detection of chemical stimulus involved in sensory perception of smell. Gene Ontology annotation, cellular component: plasma membrane. Gene Ontology annotation, molecular function: odorant binding; olfactory receptor activity.
CUGUGAUCUCAUAGUUAUAUUAUAACGAUUAAAAUAAGUCAACGAAUAUUCCUUGCAAGAAUCGAACAACUUUCCCGUACGAGCACACAAAAUAAAGUGAAGCGCGUGAAAGUGCAUCGUAAAAAGAGACUCGAAUACGUUUGCGCUGACUUUGAGAAGCCACAGCGUAAAAAUAUUUCCUGGGAAAUAAACAUCUGUUAUAUUUCCUUCGGCGUCAAAUCGAUCGCUCUUGAAUUAUUGAUAUCCCCUCUUGCAAAAAUAUCAACUUACGCGCUCUCAUCUAGUAUUUUGUGCCAUCUUACAUUAUCCCCAUACAUUUAUACCAAAUUAAAUAAUUUUAUGCUAUUGUAUUAUGCAUGCAUAAAGGAGAGGAAGAGGGUCCUAAAACAUUCUCUCAACUUAUUAGGAGAAAGGGACGCGAAAUAUUUCGUAGUUUGAAUACUCGCAGAAUGGCGGUUGAUAUCGUAUUACAAUAUUUUAAUCUUAACCGAAUUCUAUUACUAACAGUUGGUUUGUGGCCUUACCAGCGGACAAAACUUGUUGAAUUUCAAUUCUGCUUAUUUUUUGGUAUCCUUGUUAGUUUCAUUGCAGUUCAACUUAUGUCGUUAUUAAUUUUAGAAUGUACCAUCAGUUUGGUUAUUAAAAUUUUAUCCCCUGCACUAUUUUUCACGAUGUUUGCGAUUAAAUAUAGCUCGUUUAUAAUUAAUGCAAGUUCUGUGAAAUAUUUAAUGGAACAACUUCAACAUAUUUGUAAUAAUCUGAAAGAUGAGAACGAAGUUGCUAUUGUGAAAAACUACGCGAAUAAAACCAGAACUUAUACAGCUUCAAUUAUAUUAUAUACCGUAUGCAAUCUCCUUAUAUUCAUUUUGCUGCCAGUUCUACCGACAGCUGCUGGUAUUAUUCUAUUUAUAAAUGAAUCUCAACUACAUCAUACGGUAUACAUUAUGACUGAAUACUUUGUUGAUCGAGAGAAGUAUUUUUAUUUAAUCUUACUACACAUGGACGUAGCCGUUUGUAUAGGAGCUAUUGCUGUAAUAAGUACUGCGACAAUGUUGAUAGGAUAUUGCAAAUAUAUCUGCGCAAUGUUUAAAAUCUCCAGCUACCGUAUCAAGCAUGCAGUGCUUGAUGCUGAAAGCUUUCAUUGGCGGAACGCAGACAUGAUUCAUAAGAAAAUCAAAUGUGCCGUAGAUAUUCAUCGCAAAGGAAUGGAGUUUGCCUCAUUUCUAAUAUCCAGGUUUGAUUGGUUAUUCUUCCUUCUAGUUGCUGUUGGUGUGUUAUCCUUAAGUCUGAAUCUGUUUUGCCUGUUUCAGACAAUAUCCUUAGAAUAUGGUGUGGAAGAAUUUAUAAUUCACUUUGUUUAUGUAUCUAUUAUUCUUGUAUAUAUGUUCCUAGCCAAUUAUAUCGGACAAGAAGUCACAGAUCGUUAUAAUUAUAUAUUUGUUACUGCGUAUACCGUUCAGUGGUACAAGACACCGCUAUACGUACAACGGCUGAUACUGUUUAUCUUACAAAGAGGUAAUAAAACUUUUGGGUUAAAAGUUGGUGGGCUAUUUACAGGAUCCAUUGAAUGCUUCGCUACUAUAAAGUUUUUACUGGAGCAACUGCAACAUAUUUGUAAUCAAUUGAAAGACGAAAACGAAGUUGCUAUUAUAAAAAAAUACGGGAACUACGCAAAACAAUAUGCAGCUAUUUUUACAUCAUUUACCAUGUGCAGCAUGUUUACCUUUAUGUUAUUACCAUUCUGGCCGCGUCUUUUAAAAAUUGUUUUGCUCAUAAACGAGUCUCAAACACUUGGCAAAUUGCAAAUUACAACUGAAUAUUUUAUUAAUCAAGAACAAUACCUUUAUCUAAUUUUGCUGCACAUAGAUACAGCUGUUUGGAUAGGAUCAGCUACGUUAGUAGGAACAGGAUUGGUGAUUAUAGAAUAUUGCAAACAUAUGUGUGGAAUAUUUAGUAUUGCUAGUUAUCGCAUCCAGCAUGCAAUGAGCAUGCUCGAAAAUAUUAGCCUAGAGAAUGAAAUUAGAAUGUACAAGGAAAUGACUUACGCCAUUGACAUUCACUGCAAAGCUAUGAAGUAUUCCGAGUUUUUAAUAUUCUCUUUUGAACGCACAUUCCUCCUUUUAGCAAUGAUUAUUGUUAUUACCUUGAGCUUGAAUCUUUUCGGGAUUUUUCAGAAUAUGUUACUUCGAGAUGAUAUAGAAACACUUAUACUACAUGUUGUAAUAACAAGCAUUCUCUUUAUAAUGUUAUUCCUAAUUAAUUAUACUGGACAAGAAAUCACAGAUCACAGUAAUUACGUGCUGUCUACUGCAUAUAAUGUUAACUGGUAUAUAGCACCAUUACGUAUACAGAAGCUAAUAUUAUUUUUGUUGCAAAGAGGUUGCAAAAUUUUUAACCUAAAAAUCAUCAACUUGUUCGUGUUAUCUAUGGAGUGUUUUGCCACACUAACGAAAGCAUCGGUAUCUUAUUUUACUAUUCUAUAUUCUAUGCAGCAAUAAUGCGCAUAUAGAAUAUUGCUAGAAUGUUUGUCAUAUUAUAAUAAUAACCGAAUAAAAAUUGUAAAAGUUCGGUGCGCGCUGUAGAGCACAAUUAGAUAUUAGAUAUUAGAUAUUUAAUAGGACAAAGGAUACUACUUACAGCUUGUAGACUGAAGCUCACCAUAAUAUGCGAUUAAAAAUUUAAAAGGACUAACUCAACCGUCACUUACGAGUGCACGCACCAGACUGAAGCACAUUGAAAGGAGUCGCCGCGAAGGGCAGCGGACGCGCCUGCGUAGUUUGUGUGGUGGGCGACCCUUUUAUGCGUAUUUCUCUAUAGAAACGAACAUACUUGAAAAAUUUAUGCUAUAGUGUCGAAUCGAUCGUUUGGCUAUACACCUUUUCCAGAAAGUGUUAUAUUAUGAACCGAGUGACCUCAUGAUGAUAUUUCAUGUUGUGCUUUGCGAUGCAUUUAUAUUAAAUUAAAUUUAACCACAUUAUGUCAAAGUAUAAACAAAUUAUAUGAACUUAUUUCAAAUUAUAUCAAGGUAUAUAUUAGAAAAAAAUUCUAAAGUAUUCCGUCAACCCUUUGGCAGAGAGCGGACAAAUUUUGAUCAACUAACAGCAACUGCAGUCAAACACAUCUCAAUUGUCGCAACAUGAUCUGUAUUAAAACCGAGUAUUUUAAUCUGAACCGCAUUCUGUUGCUCGCAGUUGGCCUAUGGUCUUAUCAACAAUCAAUUGUUCAAUUUCAAUUAUUCGUAUUCAGCAGUAUUUUGAACAGCUAUAUUAUAUUUCAAGUACGAUUAGAUUUUUAUGGGAUCAUGAAAAAAUUUGUUUGUUUCACCUUUGCAUUUUUUGAAAAAUGUAGAUACAGAUAACCAUGCCAAUGCAAGAAAUUUAAUGAUUGCAGCUUUUAUCCUUUCUAACUGCAGAAUGUACUCCUGACUUUAUUAUUUCAGUUCUUUCACAUGUAUCGCUUUUAACUGUUACCACUAUUCAUUAUAAUGCGUUCUGGAUUAAUAUAUCUACAGUAAGUUAAGCUGUUUAAAUACACGUAAUAAAUGAAUUGUUGUAACUGAUAUUUGUUUUUAAACUUUAUAAUAAUAAAUAACGUAAUAUAUUAGUAAUAGAUUAGAUACUUAUUGGAUCAACUUCAGGAUAUCUAUAAUAAAGUGAAAGACGCAAAUGAAAUUGCCA